GCAAGCGACCGGACUGCGUGGAGUAGUCGGAUGUGUUUCGUGACAAGCAUCGUUCUCGAUGUAUAGCUAGUAUUGAGUGCGUUUAAAAAAAGACAACAACACAACGUGGGGAAAUGUCUCAGUUACAAGCACGGUUCUUUACGGAUGACAAGAGGUAUGCCAUCGAUGACGUCCCAUUCUCCAUCCCGGCUGCUUCCCAGGUGCAGGACCUCAGCAAUGUCAUCAACAAACUGUUGGAAGCAAAGAAUGCAUCUCAUAACAAGGUGGAGUUCGACUUCCUGGUCAGGGGGCAGUUCCUGCGGACGUCUCUGUCCAAUCACAUGGAGGUCGAGGGCAUAUCAACGGAAGACGUAGUGGUAAUAGAGUAUGUGGAACGAGUCACAGCCCCAGAACCACAGGAGUGUAUGAUGCACGACGACUGGAUCAGCUCCGUAGAUGCAGAUGCUGAAUGGAUCUUGACAGGUUCUUAUGACAAGACGGCCAUAAUCUGGUCUGUGGAGGGUAAGCCAGUGAUGACAGUGGCUGGACACACAGACGUGGUUAAAGAUGUAUCCUGGGUCAAGAGAGAGGGUCUGACGUCUGUGCUUCUCACGUCCUCUCUGGACCAGACCAUCAUACUGUGGGAGUGGAACUCAGAGAGAAACAAGGUGAAAGCCAGACACUGCUGUCGGGGACACUCGGGGAGCGUGGACACCAUCGCCACCGACCCCACAGGCUUAAAGUUCUGCAGUGGCUCUUGGGAUAAAAUGCUGAAGAUCUGGUCUGCAGUUCCCACAGAGGAGGAGGACGAGGUUGAGGAACCUCCCAACAGACCCCGGAAAAAGCAGAAGGUAGAACAGCUGGGUCUGACCAGGACUCCACUUAUGACAUUAUCUGGGCACACCGAGGCAGUGUCCUCUGUCCUGUGGUGCAACAGCGAGGAGUUGUAUAGUGCAUCCUGGGAUCACACCAUCCGUGUGUGGGACACAGAGACUGGAGGGGAGAAGGCCACACUGACAGGCAGCAAGGUGUUCAACUGCAUCUCCUACUCACCGCUGUGUCGACGGCUGGCCUCAGGUAGCACCGACAGACACGUCAGACUCUGGGACCCGCGCACCAAAGAUGGUUCGUUGGUACUGCUGUCUCUGACGUCACACACAGGUUGGGUCACUGCUGUGAAGUGGGCUCCUUCCCAUGAGCACCAGCUGGUCUCUGGCUCCCUCGACAAUCUAGUCAAACUGUGGGACACCAGGAGCUGCAAGGCUCCUCUUUAUGACAUUGGCGCCCAUCAGGACAAGGUGUUUUGUGUGGACUGGACAGAGAGCGGGCUGAUGUUGAGUGGGGGAGCAGAUAACAAGCUGUACACCUACAGAUACUCAGCCUGUAAGACCGAUGACGGGGCGUAGCUGGAGCUGGCGGCAUCAAAUACAAAGACUCACCACACCGAUCACCCAGGACAGACAGAAUGGAUAUAAAUAUGGACAUUCAUUAUUUCCCAGUUACGACAGACUGCCAGUUUUUUUUCCUCUUUUAAAUGUGUAUUUUACGCACUUGCUUUGUUUCCCGAUGUCCUUUUUUCCUUUCCUAGAGUUGAGACAAGUGUUUUCUUACCAUUUGUACUUGGAAAAUGCCUCGUCUAACAUGACCCUAUAAAUUAAUUUUGU
Messenger RNA from Lampris incognitus (smalleye Pacific opah), 1643 nucleotides. RefSeq names its product ribosome biogenesis protein wdr12. Lineage: Eukaryota; Metazoa; Chordata; Actinopteri; Lampriformes; Lampridae. Bases 114 to 1385 code for a protein of 423 amino acids. Gene Ontology annotation, cellular component: PeBoW complex; preribosome, large subunit precursor. Gene Ontology annotation, biological process: maturation of 5.8S rRNA from tricistronic rRNA transcript (SSU-rRNA, 5.8S rRNA, LSU-rRNA); ribosome biogenesis; maturation of LSU-rRNA from tricistronic rRNA transcript (SSU-rRNA, 5.8S rRNA, LSU-rRNA). The record is from RefSeq and is a predicted model, not a curated record. Gene Ontology annotation, molecular function: protein binding. The transcript has 13 exons.